CCAAGCAACGGCGGCAUGGGCAGCGCCAGCCCGGGCCUGAGCAGCGUGGCCCCCGGCCGCCUCCUGCUGCCCCCCGACGCUGUGUUGCGCACAGGCGUGGAAAAGGCGGCCGCGGGGGCGGUGGGGCCCGAGAGACGGGACUGGAGCCCCAGCCCGCCUGCCACGCCUGACCAGGGCCUGUCUGCCUUCUACCUCUCCUACUUUGAUAUGCUGUACCCUGAGGAUGGCAACUGGGCCACCAAGGGCCCCGGGGCCAGCUCUCGGGAGGAGCCACCUGAGGAGCCCGAGCAGUGCCCUGUCAUCGACAGCCAGGCCCCCGGGGGCAGCCUGGACUUGGCACCGGGGAGUCUGACCCUGGAGGAGCACUCGCUGGAGCAGGUGCAGUCCAUGGUGGUGGGCGAGGUGCUUAAGGACAUUGAGACAGCCUGUAAGCUGCUCAACAUCACUGCAGACCCCGUGGACUGGAGCCCUGGCAACGUGCAGAAGUGGCUCCUGUGGACAGAGCACCAGUACCGGCUGCCCCCCGUGGGCAAGGCCUUCCAGGAGCUGGGGGGCAAGGAGCUGUGCGCCAUGUCGGAGGAGCAGUUCCGCCAGCGCUCACCUCUGGGUGGGGACGUGCUGCACGCCCACCUGGACAUCUGGAAAUCAGCGGCCUGGAUGAAAGAGAGGACUUCUCCUGGGGCGAUCCACUACUGCGCUUCCACCAGCGAGGACAGCUGGACCGACAGCGAGGUGGACUCCUCCUGCUCCGGGCAGCCCAUCCACCUGUGGCAGUUCCUCAAGGAGCUGCUGCUCAAGCCCCACAGCUACGGCCGCUUCAUCCGGUGGCUCAACAAGGAGAAGGGCAUCUUCAAAAUUGAGGACUCCGCUCAGGUGGCCCGGCUGUGGGGCAUCCGCAAGAACCGGCCGGCCAUGAACUACGACAAGCUGAGCCGUUCUAUCCGCCAGUAUUACAAGAAGGGCAUCAUCCGGAAGCCAGACAUCUCCCAACGCCUCGUCUACCAGUUCGUGCACCCCAUCUGA
Messenger RNA from Prionailurus viverrinus (fishing cat), 1023 nucleotides. RefSeq names its product SAM pointed domain containing ETS transcription factor (gene SPDEF). The coding region runs from base 16 to 1023 and encodes 335 amino acids. NCBI's taxonomy places the organism in Eukaryota, Metazoa, Chordata, Mammalia, Carnivora, Felidae. The transcript has 5 exons. Gene Ontology annotation, biological process: regulation of transcription by RNA polymerase II; cell differentiation. Gene Ontology annotation, cellular component: nucleus. Gene Ontology annotation, molecular function: sequence-specific DNA binding; DNA-binding transcription factor activity, RNA polymerase II-specific. The record is from RefSeq and is a predicted model, not a curated record.